CGUGGCAGGGUGACACCGUGGCUUGCUGGGUGCAGCACCCGGGGGAGGCUUUGCCAGCCACUGCCAGAAAGAGCCCUGAUUUCGGUAGCACCGGCACCGAACGGCACCCCUGGCUGGGAAACCUGGCACCGGGACACCAGGCUGCCGGGUGAAGCAGGAUGAGCACGCCAACCAACGAGCCGGGCAACCCUGCCCAUGCCACCUUCGAGAGGUUCCUGCGUGCCAGGGAGUGCCAGGAGGUGCUGGGCUGCUUCGGGGAGCUGUGCCAGCAGCUGGGGCUGCAGGGCAGGGGGCUGCAGCUCUACCACGGCCUCAAGGCUGCCCUCAACUACUGGAGUGCCAAGGCCCUGUGGAGCAAGCUGGAUAAGAAAGCCGGGCACAAGGACUAUGACCAAGGCACAGCCUGUGCCAGCACUAAGUGCCUGGUGGUGGGGGCCGGCCCGUGCGGGCUGCGGGUGGCCAUCGAGCUGGCGCUGCUGGGCGCCCGCGUGGUGCUGCUGGAGAAGCGGGACUCCUUCUCCCGCAACAACGUCCUGCACCUCUGGCCCUUCACCAUCCACGACCUGCGGGCGCUGGGUGCCAAGAAGUUUUACGGGCAGUUCUGCACCGGCACGCUGGACCACAUCAGUAUCCGGCAGCUCCAGCUGAUCCUGCUGAAGGUGGCUCUUCUCCUGGGGGUGGAGGUGCACAUCAACGUGCAGUUCAAGGGGCUCACCCCCCCGGCGGGCAAGGCAGGUGGACAGGGUGGAUGGCGGGCUGUGCUGCAGCCCAGCUCCUCUCCCCUCAGCCACUACGAGUUCGACGUCCUCAUCUCCGCUGGCGGUGGCAAAUUUGUCCCCGAAGGGUUCAAGCGGAAGGAGACACGGGGGAAGUUGGCCAUCGGCAUCACCACCAACUUCAUCAACCGGCACACCCGGGCUGAGGUGGAGGUGGCUGAGAUCAGCGGCGUGGCCCGAAUCUACAACCAGAAGUUCUUCCAAAAUCUCUACAACAAAACAGGCAUCGAUCUGGAAAACAUCGUCUACUAUAAGGAUGACACCCACUAUUUCGUCAUGACGGCCAAGAAGCAGAGCCUGCUCAAGAAGGGCGUCAUCCUGCAGGACAAAUCGGACAUCGAGAGCCUCCUGUCCCCGGAGAACGUGAACCGAGAUGCCCUCCUCAGCUACGCCAAAGAAGCCGCCAACUUCUCCACCAACUACUCCCUGCCCGACCUGGAGUUUGCCCUCAACCACCGGGACCUGCCAGACGUCGACAUGUUCGACUUCACCUGCAUGACGCGCUCGGAGAACGCGGCGCUGGUGCGGGAGCACAACGGUGCCCGCCUGCUCCUCGGGCUGGUGGGCGACUGCUUGGUGGAGCCCUUCUGGCCGCUGGGCACCGGCGUGGCCAGGGGCUUCCUGGCCGCCUUCGACGCGGCGUGGAUGGUGCGGCGGUGGGCAGCAGGGACCUCCCCGCUGGAGGUGCUGGCUGAGAGGGAGAGCAUCUACCAGCUCCUCUCGCAGACCUCCCCGGACAACACCAACAAGAACAUCAGCCAGUACAGCAUCGACCCGGCCACACGCUACCCCAACAUCAACCUGCAGUCCAUCAAAGCCAGCCAGGUCCGGGACCUCUACCUCGUGGGCAUGGUGGAGGUGGACCAUAAAAGGAAGAGUGACAACCGGCUCAGCACCGCGGUCUCCGGAGACGCCUACGAAGAGCUGCUGAGCUGGUGCCAGGCCAGCACAGCCGGGUACCGCGGCGUGGCCGUGACCAACUUCACCACCUCCUGGACCAGCGGCUUGGCCCUCUGCGCCCUCGUCCACCACUUCCGUCCUGACCUGGUGGACUUUAAUGCCGUGGACCCCCAGGAUUCCAUCCAGACCCACCAGAUGAUGCUGGACAUGGCAGAGCAGGAGCUGGGUAUCCAGCCCGUCCUCUCCAGCAUCGAGAUGGCCACCAUGACAGAGCCCAACCGCCUGGGGCUCAUCACCUACCUCAGCCAGUUUUAUGAAGCUUUCAAGACCACUCCAGAGGCAGAGGAGAUCAGCAAGAAGCCGCUUUCUCCCCGUGGCACACGAGGGGCCAUCCUCUUCCUCAGCAAGCUGCAGAAGAGCCGGCACCUGACACACAAGCGUGCCCAGGACAGUGCCCAGAAGGAUGCUGAGGCCAAGAGGAUCCGCAGGGAUGCUGAGCUGGACACGGGGCUGGAUGGAGACACUCCAGACGGUGCCCAUGAGCUGCUGCAAACCACCAUGAUGGAUCCAGGGCAGCCCGUGGGGGAGAGCAGCGACGCCUGCUACUUCUGCGGCCGCCGCGUCUACAUCCUGGAGCGAGCCAGCGCCGAGGGACGCUUCUUCCACCGCGGCUGCUUCCAGUGCCGGCAGUGCGGGGCCACCCUGCGCCUGGGCGACUACGCCUUCGACGAGGAGGACGGUCAUUUUUACUGCUCGCUUCACUACCCCACUCCAUCCAGCAUGGAGCUGCAGCAGGAGGGGCCCCCGGCGCUGCCCAAUGGGGAUGCCGCUGCUGCCCACCUGCCCUUGGAUGCUGGGAGCCCAUGUGUGUCCCCCAAGGAGGGGGCACCCUGUCCCCUGCAGCCCCCACCAGCAAGCCCCACAGCUGGAGAAGAGCCUGGGGCAGUGGAGGAUGGUGAUGACUCGGAAGAGCAAGAGCUGCUGGCACAGCACGAGGGAGAUGUGAGGGAUGAGGAGGGUCCCAAAGCGGAGCCCCAAGGGGCGGUGGAGGAGGGUGAGGAGAGCCGGGGCAGGAGGAAGAUCGUCCUCACGCCGCUGGAGAAGCUCAAACUGUCCACGCUGACCCUCACCGGUGAAGCAGAGCCUGAGCCACCACCCAAGCCAGCUCGUAGGUGGCUCCAAGCACCCAAGGCCCUCCCUUCCCUGUGGCAGGGACAAGGUGCCUGGGAGGAGGAGGAGGAGGAGGAGGAGGAGGAGGAGGAGGAGGAGGAGGAGGAGGAGAAGGAAGAGGAGGAGGAGGAGGAGGAAGGCACAGACCUUGGCAUCGUGGCAGAGCUGGGCCUGGACCUGGGGGAAGAGGAGAAAUAUCCCACCUGGAAGCGCACACUGACCCGCCGGGCCAGGGAAGCUCAGAUGAAGCGGUUCUGCAAAGCCCAGACCAUCCAGAGGCGGCUGGAGGAGAUCGAGGUGACAUUCCGGGAGCUGGAGCAGCAGGGCAUCAAGCUGGAGAAGUUACUCCGGAAUGAGGACGGCACCCCGACCGACCAGAAGACGCAGUGGAUGAACCAGCUGCUGUACCUGGUCCAGCAGAAGAACAGCCUGAUGUCCGAGGAGUCAGACCUCAUGAUCAGUGUGCAGGAGCUGAAGCUGGAGGAGCAGCAGUGGCAGCUUGACCAGAAGCUCCGGUGCUACAUGAACAAGGAGGAAUCCCUGAAGACACCUGCGGAUCGCGUGGCCGAGAAGGAGAUCCUGGCACAGCUGCUGGAGGUGGUGAACAAACGCAACGUCCUCAUCCACAUCCAGGAUGAGAAGCGGCUCAGUGAGAUGCAGGCCUGAUCCUUGUGGCCCCAGGACCCACCAGUUCCUCCCUGGGGGGGGACAGGAGUGGUGUGCUGUCCGUCCCCCCCGCCGCCAGCUGAGCAUCACCCUGAGCUGCCUCUGAAGGUGGUGAUGCCUCAGCACCAGCGACGAAUCCAGCUCCCUGCUUGCCGAAGCCUGCCGUGGAGGGGCCAGACCCGCUGGUGGACGUCCGUGUGGGGAGAUACCGAGGAGCACCCUGGUUUUGGGGUGCAGAGAGGGCGUCCCCCGCGCUUGGCUGGAUUGCCUUUGCCUUGUGCUUGCUUGAAAACGAGAUUUGCAGCGGGCUACGAAACAGAGGGGCUGCGGCGGCUCUGCCUGGGCUUUGCUACAGGAGGAAGAAGCCCCAUGGGGAAGCGCCGUGUCACCCAGGGCAGGAGGUCCCACAGCCAUCACCCUUCCAAGGGGACACUGCCCGGAGGCUCGGCUGGGGCAUUGAAAGCAUUUUGGCCCAGCAGAGCCCCUCGUGCUCGAGCUGAGGUUGCCUCGGGAGAGGUGGCUCAUCGCUCUCUGCCCAGCGCUGUGUCCUGGGCGCCGCAGGGCUUUGCUCCCAGCAGCAAGGAUGUGACCGUGGCCACUGCAGGCAGGUCACAGCGGAGAUGCCAAAUGUGGAGGGGCAGUGUCAGGAGUAGCCCCUGGAAGGCACUCAGGGACAUCCAUCAAGCCGGGGCCAUCUAUGCUAACCCAGGGCAUCCAUCCGCGCCUAGGACCUUCCACCUCUUCCAGGAGCAUCCAUCCUAACCCAGGGCAUCCACGUCGUCCAGGGACAUCUGGCUCUGCAAGUGGGGCCAGCGACAGAUGGGGGCUGAUCCCACCACAGGUGCCACAUCCACACUGUCCCCCAGCAGCUGUAGGAACCCAGGGUCAGACCCCCCCUGCAAGGCCCCCCGGGCCAGGGAAGGGGCUUUUUGUCCAGCACCUCCCCCAGGGGAUUGUGCCCAGGGCCCUCACUGUGUGACAUCAAGGACAAGGGACACUGGUGGCCAUGUCCUUGCCCCUUUGGGGUUUUCUCCUGCUUGGCAAUGCCCCACUGGCCUUUGUAGGGACCUCUGAGACCUCCUGGAGCCCUGGUUGUUGUGGGGUAGCCUCCACGGCCAAAUGGUGCUUACGGCAGCUCAGCUGUGUCGGGCAGGGGGCUCCUCUGUUAGCAAUACCCCCCCCCGCGUUCAGCCUCAUCCCAUCUCCCCCCCCCCAGUGCCUCCAUCCUCCUCCUUGUGUCUGUACCAGCCCAUCCAUCCUGCUGCAAGCCCCCUUCCCUUCAAAUAAAGCCUCCCCAGCCCGGCACCAAGGGCUAAAAUACCA
Molecule: messenger RNA, 4835 nt
Organism: Falco peregrinus (peregrine falcon)
Lineage: Eukaryota; Metazoa; Chordata; Aves; Falconiformes; Falconidae
Gene: MICAL1
Product: microtubule associated monooxygenase, calponin and LIM domain containing 1
Molecular function (GO): protein binding; FAD binding
Source: RefSeq, a predicted model, not a curated record